Messenger RNA from Notothenia coriiceps (black rockcod), 1421 nucleotides. It is a transcript of the gene uchl5, whose product is annotated as ubiquitin carboxyl-terminal hydrolase L5. Gene Ontology annotation, molecular function: proteasome binding; cysteine-type deubiquitinase activity. Gene Ontology annotation, cellular component: cytoplasm; Ino80 complex. Gene Ontology annotation, biological process: protein deubiquitination; ubiquitin-dependent protein catabolic process. The transcript has 11 exons. Lineage: Eukaryota; Metazoa; Chordata; Actinopteri; Perciformes; Nototheniidae. The record is from RefSeq and is a predicted model, not a curated record. Bases 128 to 1117 code for a protein of 329 amino acids.
AUUGCACCGCAUCCGUGAGGUCACUAGUGUUUCAGUCAAAUUAGCUUGACUAGCGGUAGUACUGCUAAGCUAGGAUAUUAGCAUCUCGUACAUGUGUAAGUAGGUUGAAUAAACAACGUUGUGAAGAAUGGCUGGAAGCGCAGGAGAGUGGUGUUUGAUGGAGAGUGACCCCGGUGUGUUCACAGAACUGAUAAAGGGUUUUGGUUGCAAAGGCGCCCAGGUUGAAGAGAUAUGGAGUAUGGAGCCAGAGAAUUUUGACAACUUGAAACCAGUUCAUGGGUUGAUUUUCCUCUUCAAGUGGCAGCCAGGUGAGGAGCCAGCAGGGUCUAUCGUUCAGGAUUCAAGGCUUGAUCAAAUCUUCUUUGCCAAACAGGUCAUUAACAACGCCUGUGCCACCCAGGCGAUAGUCAGCGUUCUGCUCAACUGCUUCCAUUCUGACAUGUUGGUUGGGGACACACUGACAGAGUUCAGAGAGUUUUCACAGAGUUUCGACCCUGCUAUGAAAGGUCUGGCUCUUAGCAACUCCGAAGUGAUCCGACAAGUUCACAACAGCUUUGCCAGACAGCAAAUGUUUGAAUUUGAUGCCAAGUCCACAGCGAAGGACGAGGACGCCUUUCACUUUGUGAGCUAUGUUCCUGUAAACGGACGGCUAUACGAGCUGGAUGGACUCCGAGAGGGACCAAUUGACCUGGGUGCGUGCAACCAGGAUGAUUGGAUCAGCGCCGUUCGCCCAGUGAUCGAGAAAAGGAUACAGAAGUACAGUGAAGGAGAGAUCCGGUUCAACCUAAUGGCCAUCGUGUCAGACAGGAAGAUGAUAUACGAGAGAAAGAUCGCAGAGCUCCAGACCCAGCUUACUGAGGAUGAACCAAUGGACACGGACCAGAGCUCCACGUUUCUCAGCUCCAUCCAGUCGGAGAUUGCCAAGUACCAGCUCCUUAUUGAAGAGGAAAAUCUGAAACUUAAAAGAUAUAAGAUUGAAAACAUUCGGAGAAAGCACAACUACCUUCCCUUUAUCAUGGAGCUGCUGAAGACACUGGCAGAGUACCAACAGUUAAUACCUUUGGUGGAGAAGGCAAAGGAGAAACAGAGUGCCAAAAAAGCCCAAGAGGCCAAGUGAUCAACAAAAAGGACUUCCACACAAAUGCAUCCAGAACCCUACAGUCACAUACAGAUACUGUUCAUAAUCAGUCUUAUUCGCUUUCAUGACCAGGGAUGGUCUGCAGCACUUCCGCCCUGUGGCCUCCUGUGAAACAUCAACGUUAAGAACUGCACUGCAGGUGUAGCAGAGAGACUGUCCGGCAAAAAAAAAAAGAAGCUCUUUCCAUGUGUCCAUCAGCUCUAAUGCAUGAUAGAAAGAAAAACAAUGUGCUCAAAUGAUGUUCUGUCUUAUUUUCAUAAUAAAAUGUCUAGAUGUUUGUGAA